This is a messenger RNA of Zasmidium cellare ATCC 36951, 432 nucleotides long. RefSeq lists its product as uncharacterized. Bases 1 to 432 code for a protein of 143 amino acids. The transcript is spliced from 3 exons. The record is from RefSeq and is a predicted model, not a curated record. NCBI's taxonomy places the organism in Eukaryota, Fungi, Ascomycota, Dothideomycetes, Mycosphaerellales, Mycosphaerellaceae.
AUGAGCCAAUACUCCGCCGCCGUUCCUGGCGAUGGCCAGGUGAGACCAGAGAUCAAAGCCUACUUUGAGCAGUUCUACAAGGUCUCAGACACGCCGGAUGGCCAUGAGACCUACGCGGAUUUCUUCACGAAGGAUGGCAAGCUCAUAAUGGGGUCUAACACUGUCGAAGGACGGGAUGCUAUUAUCAAGAUGCGCCAUGGCAUGUGGGAGAAGGUAGCGAAACGUUCGCAUAAGCCUAAGCAACUGUAUGCGUUUGGUUCAGGAUCAGACGAUAUCAUGUUGUUUGGCGAUGUCGGCUACGAGCUUAAAGAUGGGAGGAGCACGACUUUAGAGUGGGCAGCCCAUGCGCACUUCACCAAGGCAGAGGGUGAGCUCAAGAUGGAUUUCUACCAGGUCUACUUGGAUACUGCAGCCAUGUCCAGCGCCAAAUAG